UACCAAGCAAGUACACAAAGACACCGACACAGCAAAAAAGGAAGGAGGCAGUGAGGCACGAGUGCACAACUAGAGCCCAGGAAAUCAAGAAAGCUCGUGCAAGCCAUGGCGGGAGUUGCGUCCCUCAACGCCCUCACCCUCCGCGCGUCUUCCCCAUCACCCGCAGCCCCGUCGCCGCGCGGCGGCAGCGGCGCCGCCCUCGCGUUCCCGACCCCGCCUCGCCUCUGGUCGCUGCGUGCCGCGCGGCGCGUCCGGGCGCGUGCGGUGGCGGCCAGCGGGGAUCCUGAGGACGAGUGGGGGCCGGAGCCUGAGGGCGGGUCCGCGGUCACGGGGCCGGCGGUGGCCGAGGCGCCCGCGCCGGAGGCGAGCGAGGUGGCGGAGCUCAAGGCGCGGCUCAAGGAGGCGCUGGACAGCACGGAGCGGGGCCUGCUGGCGUCCAGCGAGACGCGGGCGGAGGUGGUCGAACUCAUCACGCAGCUCGAGGCGCGCAACCCCACGCCGGCGCCCACGGAGGCGCUCACGCUCCUCAACGGCAAGUGGAUCCUCGCGUACACAUCAUUUUCUCAACUUUUCCCUCUGCUGGGGUCCAGAAGGCUGCCUGAGCUUGUCAAAGUGGAGGAGAUAUCACAGACUAUCGAUUCAGAGAACUUCACAGUGCAAAACUGCAUCAAGUUUUCAGGACCAUUGGCAACAACCUCAGUUUCCACCAAUGCUAAAUUUGAAAUUAGAAGCCCCAAGCGUGUGCAGAUUAAAUUUGAUGAAGGUGUUAUCGGAACCCCACAACUGACCGACUCCAUUGUGCUACCGGAGAAGUUUGAGCUCUUUGGACAGAGCAUCGACCUGAGCCCAUUGAAAGGCAUAUUUUCUUCCAUCGAAAAUGCAGCAUCCUCGGUUGCCAAGACCAUCUCUGGUCAGCCACCACUGAAGAUACCGCUUCAGACCAACCAUGCUGAGUCCUGGUUGCUCACAACCUACCUUGACGAAGAGCUCAGGAUAUCCAGAGGGGACGGUAGCAGCAUCUUUGUGCUGUUGAAGGAGGGAAGCACCCUUCUGAACUAGGUUCGAUGUUGAAGGGCGAACCUUGGCAGUAUUAUAUUGACUACUGACUACGGUUUCUAUUUCUUGAUACCAUGUGUUUGUAGUAAUAUAUUAGUGGGAUGUGUGCUGUGUGGUUAUGUGAAAAUAUGAUUGGUACCUUAUGGGUAAAUGUCUGUAAUCGAUGCUUUUAGUUUCAAUAACCUGAAAUGUAGAUACCUA
Messenger RNA from Panicum hallii, 1257 nucleotides. Its product is annotated as probable plastid-lipid-associated protein 2, chloroplastic. Lineage: Eukaryota; Viridiplantae; Streptophyta; Magnoliopsida; Poales; Poaceae. The record is from RefSeq and is a predicted model, not a curated record. Bases 106 to 1059 code for a protein of 317 amino acids. The transcript is spliced from 3 exons.